AUGACAACUGGGAAAGGCUUGUCCGAGCCACGCUGCGGAUGGAGGAUCUCCGGAUCACCGGUGAAAAGACUCCCAGUGAGCUUUUUGCUGGCAGCGGCGGGACGGGCAUUUGAAUAUGCUGAAAUUCUUGAAGCUACAGAUCGCUUGAGUGAAUCGAAUCUCAUCAAGCGUGGACGCUCCGGGGAUCUGUUUCGUGGUAGGUUGAGAGAUAAAAGUAAUGUUGUAGUCAAAAAAAUUGAUUUGUCUUCCUCUGUUGAGAAGCAAGAGAGAUUGGUAACAGAGUUGGGAGUUUUAGGGAAGGUUUCCCAUAAUAGACUGGUUCCUCUGCUGGGGUAUUGCUUGCAGAAUAAGAACAAUGAUGACAGGUUUCUGGUUUACAAGUAUAUGCCUUACAAGGAUUUGUCGAGUUUUCGUGGAUUGGAGAGUGAUGGUAAUGACAGUUCCCAAUCGCUGGAUUUUGUUAGGAGGAUGAAGAUUGCAAUUGGAGCUGCAGAGGGUCUGUGCUACCUACAUCACGAAUGCGUUCCACCUCUUGCUCACAGGGAUAUUCAAGCCAGCAGCAUACUCCUCGAUGAUAGAUUUGAAGUACGUUUAGGAAGCUUAAGUGAUGUCUGUGCUCAAAAGUGGGAGACUGAGAGUCAUAAACAUAUGGUUAGCAAGUUUUUGCGGUUGCCACUGUAA
Messenger RNA from Coffea arabica (coffee), 681 nucleotides. RefSeq names its product probable LRR receptor-like serine/threonine-protein kinase At2g16250. Gene Ontology annotation, biological process: protein phosphorylation. The record is from RefSeq and is a predicted model, not a curated record. Gene Ontology annotation, molecular function: ATP binding; protein kinase activity. NCBI's taxonomy places the organism in Eukaryota, Viridiplantae, Streptophyta, Magnoliopsida, Gentianales, Rubiaceae.